AGAAUCGAAAAAAAUUUUAAAGUUAAGAAUAAUAUUACUACAAUGGAAACUCAACUCAAUUUUAUGUUAGAUAAUGAAACACACAAAAAGAUCCCAAUUGGACAAUUGGUAAAAUUAGAUACAUUAUUGUAUUCACAUGGUACACCCACAUCCUCAAGUCUAUUGUAUAACUUAUUAAGAAAAUUGGUUGACUUAUGGUGCUUAUUAAAAGAUAUAAGAAAAGAAUAUGAAUCAUGUAUAAAUAGUAGCCUCACUUACAAUCCAGAGGACCAAGAAAAUAUUAAUAUGUUUGGUAAUAUUAUAAAUCCAAAUAUUAAGACACCACCACAUAAAUAA
This is a messenger RNA of Entrophospora candida, 336 nucleotides long. The record is from the annotation of a GenBank genome assembly. NCBI's taxonomy places the organism in Eukaryota, Fungi, Glomeromycota, Glomeromycetes, Entrophosporales, Entrophosporaceae.